UACUGCUCGUAUCAUGAUCAUGUGGCUCGAUCUACUGGCACUGUUGGGCUUGAUCCUCAUGUACAGAUGGUACAGACAGAGUCAGAUACUGGAGAAUCUCACAGAUAAAUAUGUCUUCAUCACCGGAUGUGAUUCGGGUUUUGGGAACCUGCUGGCAAGGAAUCUGGACAGACGUGGAAUGAGGGUUCUGGCUGCCUGUCUGACGGAUAGAGGGGUUGAAGAACUGAGGAAGGAAACUUCAAGCAGAUUACAGACAGUGAUUUUAGAUGUUACUGACAGUCAGAGCGUUAGUUCUGCUGCCAAAUGGGCAUCUACCAUUGUUGGUGACAAAGGACUGUGGGGCCUGGUAAACAAUGCAGGCGUUAGUGUCCCGUCUUGUACCAAUGAGUGGUUGAAAAAAGACGAUUUUUUUAAGGUCCUAAAUGUAAACCUAUUGGGGGUUAUUGAUGUGACAAUCAAUCUCUUACCAUUGAUCCGGAAGGCCAAAGGACGAAUAGUCAAUGUUUCCAGUAUUGUAGGAAGAAUAACUAUUUCCCCUGGGGGAUACUGCAUGUCCAAGUAUGGUGUAGAGUCGUUUUCGGACAGUCUGAGGCGUGAGAUGCGACCAUUUAAAGUGAAAGUAUGCAUUUUGGAGCCUGGGUUUUAUAACUCAAAUAUAACCAGCGGAGAAUUGAUACAGAGGGAUAUGAAAAGGAGCUGGGAAAGCCUUUCAGAAGAAGUAAAACAAAGUUAUGGAGAUGAGUAUUAUAAAAAAUGUCUUUCCUACGUUGAUGGAUUUGCACAAAAAUGUAACAAAAACCUGUCCCUAGUCACAGACUGCAUGGAGCAUGCUCUGACUGCGGUUCAUCCCUGGACUCGAUACACUGCAGGCUGGGACGCCAAGCUCAUCUUCAUACCUCUCUCCUACCUACCUACAGUAAUCCUGGACUUUCUCCUAACCAUUGGUCAGCCUAAACCAGCUCAGGCGGAUUGAUCUAUUUUCUCAAAUUCUAAUGGUUGAAACAUAUUGCAGUGUUUAUUAGAUCCUUAUUAGUGUGACACAUUUUCCUAAAGCACGUUGGUAUAUAAAGUAUAUAAUAUAUAAAGCUAAAAACUAAACAAUUAUAGGAUCUUUACACAGGAAAUUAAUAUUUCAAGUUCAAUGUAGCAAAACCACAAUAUAAAACAAAAUAAAUUUUGAAACUAUUACAUGAUUUGCAAUUAUUAUUAUAUCAGACUUUAGAGGUAUCCAGUAAACUUAUAUACAGAAUUGUGUAACGUUUACUCAUUGGUUAUAAUAUGAUAAGUAGAAAUUACAUUUUAAAACAUGUUUUGUGAACAAUUUCCACAAUAAAAACCUUUGGAAACAAACUAAAUAAUGUACACUACUGACAAGUUAUUAAUCUUGGGAAAAAAAGAAAAUAAAGUAAAUCCAGGUGCACACUCUAAGCACUAAAAACGUGUAAUCAAUUAUAAACAUAAAAAAACUUGACAAUUUAACAUGGAGUGAAA
This is a messenger RNA of Pseudophryne corroboree (corroboree frog), 1491 nucleotides long. Its product is annotated as retinol dehydrogenase 7-like. Gene Ontology annotation, molecular function: all-trans-retinol dehydrogenase (NAD+) activity. The transcript is spliced from 4 exons. Gene Ontology annotation, cellular component: intracellular membrane-bounded organelle. The record is from RefSeq and is a predicted model, not a curated record. NCBI's taxonomy places the organism in Eukaryota, Metazoa, Chordata, Amphibia, Anura, Myobatrachidae. Gene Ontology annotation, biological process: steroid metabolic process; retinol metabolic process. The coding region runs from base 14 to 973 and encodes 319 amino acids.